AUGAACAGGUAUCUUCGAGCGCUUCUCCCCCUACUUCUGAGUAGUGGAACCGCCCAUGCUACUCUUGACUGUGACUGGGAUGCUGUAAACUCCCUCCUACCACCAAAUGUCAGCCUCUCUUUUGUGACCGCGAUUCCCGAGAACGGCACCUUCACAGUGCCCCGAGGGGAUACGGGUUGGCCAACCGACCCGAUCAAUCUCCCCAGUCUCUGCGCAAUUGGUGCCACCGUGUUGGGAGACACAGCCAACGCUAGCUUUGGCCUCGGUCUUUUCCUUCCCUCCCAAUGGAAUGGUCGUACGCUGACCGUUGGAAAUGGAGGCUUGGCGGGAGGAGUGACUUGGGUGGACAUGGUACGGAAAUCACCCAGCACAGAAUCCCAGCCCGGCACCGGGGUGAAAUAUGGCCACGCCGUCUUCUCCACGGACACUGGUCACAACAGUACCGCAACCGAUGCAAGUUGGGCGUUUCAAAACCCGGAAUCGCAGGUCAAUUGGGGGUGGCGGGCCUUGCACGAGACGGUGAUAUACGGCAAGCAGAUCACCGAGGCCUUCUACAGGACCAGGCCCUCCACUGGUGGCCGCCAAGGGUUCAAAGAGACGGAAGCAUUCCCGAGGGAUUUUGACGGAAUUAUCGCAGGCGCGCCUGCGUGGUGGACGCAAAUAUGGCAGUUCUGGGUGGGAUAUGUGAACUACAUUUCGAACAUCACCAUGAUUCCUACGAGCAAAUUUGAUGUCAUCGGCAGGGAGGUGCUGCGGCAGUGUGAUGGCCAGGACGGUCUCGUUGAUACGACCAUCUCCGAUCCUCUUGGAUGCAACUUCAACCCCGAAACGCUGCUAUGCUCCUCGGCCGUGACCGAUCCCACCGAUGCGGAAUGUCUGACGGCCGCGCAGCUGCAGACCUUCGACACCCUCAGUCGAGAUUUCCGGGCCACGAACUCGACCCUGUGGGCGUGGCAAUCGUUCAACGAGGAUGUGAUCCAACUCUCCGAGCGGCUCGAUCCCGGGCAGGCCGAUGCGUCGGCCUACAAUCUGAGUGCCUUCUACCACGGGGGAGGCAAGCUGCUCCAUUAUCAUGGCAUGAGUGACGGUGGCAUCGCCACGGGGGCCAGUUACUACCUCUACGAGCAGAUCGAUCGCACUCUCACCCCUCAGGGUGUACACGUGGAUGACUUCUAUCGCUUCUUUCCUAUCCCUGGGAUAGGGCAUUGCCUUGACACCGCCCAUUACGUGAACGCUCCGUACUACAUCGCCGGGAUCAGCAUGACAACCAACGGGAAGUACUCGGUGCCGAACUUCCACGAUGCGAAGCAUGACGUCCUGCUGGCGCUGAUGGAAUGGGUCGAGAAUGGCACGGCGCCGGACGCGAUCAUCGGGACCGCCUACGCCAAUUUUACCACAAUGGAUGCCAUCACGCGCCAACGGCCCAUUUGUGCCCAUCCCAAGCUGGCCCAGUAUCAGGGACGCGGGGAUCCCGAUCGUCCGGAGAACUGGAGGUGCCAGGCACUGGGUUCUUAGAGGAGAGAGAGAGAGAGGAUGGUCUCUUGCAAGGUUCACCAUUGUUGAAGGUCGGAACAUAACACAUUUGGGCGUAUAAGUGUUAGCUUGC
Molecule: messenger RNA, 1606 nt
Organism: Aspergillus fijiensis CBS 313.89
Lineage: Eukaryota; Fungi; Ascomycota; Eurotiomycetes; Eurotiales; Aspergillaceae
Product: tannase and feruloyl esterase
Exons: 8
Coding region: 1-1515 (504 amino acids)
Source: RefSeq, a predicted model, not a curated record